Drosophila persimilis is the source of this 1451-nucleotide messenger RNA. Its product is annotated as probable deoxyhypusine synthase. The record is from RefSeq and is a predicted model, not a curated record. The transcript has 2 exons. Gene Ontology annotation, cellular component: cytoplasm. The coding region runs from base 44 to 1141 and encodes 365 amino acids. Gene Ontology annotation, molecular function: deoxyhypusine synthase activity. Gene Ontology annotation, biological process: peptidyl-hypusine biosynthetic process. NCBI's taxonomy places the organism in Eukaryota, Metazoa, Arthropoda, Insecta, Diptera, Drosophilidae.
AUUUGCAAUACAAUUUGUUUGAAUUUAAUCUUUUACCUAAGCGAUGUCAGAAAGACCAGAAAUAGCCAAAGAUGCUGUGCUGAAGCGUAGCGAGCGCAUUCCUGAGGGCACUCCCCAGGUUCAGGGCUAUGAUUUCAACCAGGGCGUGGAUUACAGCAAGCUCUUUGAAUCAUACAAAAACACCGGAUUCCAAGCCACAAAUCUCUGCCUGGCUAUGCAAGAGAUUAAUAAAAUGCUCGAUUGCAGGGCUCAACCGCUGGAUGUAGAGCAGGAGGACCUCCAUGAAUCGGACGACUUCAUUCGGCGACGGAGCAGUUGCACCAUAUUUUUGGGCUACACCUCCAACCUGGUAUCGUCCGGAAUGAGAGAGACAAUACGUUUCCUUGCCGAGCAUCGGAUGAUCGACUGCAUUGUAACCACCGCUGGUGGCGUGGAGGAGGAUUUCAUAAAAUGCCUUGCCCCCACAUUCAUGGGUUCCUUCGACCUCAACGGACGGGAGUUGCGCGACCGGGGAAUCAAUCGCAUUGGCAAUCUGCUGGUCCCCAACGACAAUUACUGCAAGUUUGAGGACUGGUUAAUGCCACUGCUCGAUGAAAUGCUCGAAGAUCAGCGCGCCAAGGGCACGGUGUGGUCUCCAUCUCGCAUCAUCAAUCGACUGGGCGAAAGGAUUGCGGAUCCCAGGUCGAUCUACUACUGGACAGCCAAGAAUCAAAUUCCCGUCUUUUGUCCGGCACUAACAGAUGGCAGUCUUGGUGAUAUGAUGUACUUCCACUCUUUCCGUCAGCCUGGCCUGGUUGUGGACAUACUCUCCGAUCUGCGACGCCUCAACACAAUGUCCGUCAAGGCCGUCAACAGUGGCAUGAUCAUUGUGGGUGGCGGUGUCAUCAAGCAUCACAUCUGCAAUGCAAAUUUGAUGCGAAAUGGCGCCGACUACUCGGUGUUCAUCAACACCGCUUCGGAAUUCGAUGGCAGCGACAGUGGCGCCCGUCCAGACGAGGCAAUAUCUUGGGGUAAGAUACGCAAAGAUGCUACGCCUGUUAAGGUGUACGCCGAGGCCAGUUUGGUCUUCCCCCUCAUUGUGGCCGAAACCUUUGCCAAGCGGCAUUUUUCCAAGCAAAAUGUCGACUCUCCCCCAGUGUAAAUAAAUGUUUAUGUAAGGAAAAAGUAAUGGACACGUAUGUAACUUGUUAACUUGUAACUUGUGUCCUGCGCCCACCCCCCAAGUAACACUUAACUUGCCAAUAUAUCUGUGGGGCGCAGCGUACAAGCCAGAGGCCAUUUAUAUUUUCCACUGUGCUGUCCUGUCCACUAGGCAGCGACGGCCAUAAUGUCUGGCUUGCGCGAGUAAAACGCCCCCUCUGGAUCAACAUCGGACGAUUCGUUAUAUGAAUUAUGCAUACAUCUGUGAAAUAUUAAAAUUAAAUUAAAAAAUGCGUUAAAUUUAAACUGUA